CCUUUUACCUUGGUUACACCGCCUCACAAACCUCCUGAAGGUUUCAUCCAGAAGGGACACUGUUGAAACUAAAUUUGUGACGCACUGACUGUACAUUUCUGAAGAGGAGUUAGCUGGAAGGAGGUAACAUAAAGUAAGGCACAGGAGGAAACUGAGAAGAAAACUCAAAGCUUGGUCAUGAAGAUGAAGUGUGCUGCUGCUGCUGCUGUUGUGCUGCUGAGUCUCUUCUCUCUGGGACUUUCUGCUCCUCUGAGCAGCUGUGACGAUCUACUCAAACCAAUAACUAUCAGCAAAGAAGAAAUGUUGGGUCGGUGGUACUACAUCGGGGGGAGUUCUGACAUCCCAGGAAGUCGGUCGCUGGCUUACCUGAUGACUGACUCCUGGCUGGACCUGAAUGUCACCUCCAGGAGCAACGUUCUCAAUAUCGUCCAGAGUCAGAGGAUAUUUGGGACUUGCUUCAGCUUAGCAUACGACGUGAUCUUUGAGAACAGCACAAUGUUAAUCGAGCAACCUUUCUACCUCAAAGAGGUCUACCUGUCAACAGAGUGCGCUGACUGUCUGGUUGCCAAAGAGGACAUCAUCUCUGCAACUAAUUUCACUAGUCUGCUUAUCUUUAGCAGAAGCAGGAGCAUCUCACCUGCUGCACUGGAGCUGCUGAAGAAACAAGCAGAGUGCCUUCAAAUGCCGACACCUAUAAUGUUAAACUCAGACAACGAAAUCUGCCCUGACGACAUCACGCCCUCUGAGGGCCUGAGCGCAAUCAACUCGGUACUGCAGGCGAAGAUGGGAUUUCGAGUGGGAAAAUUUCUGGAUUCUCUUUUUGACAUGUUUAUAAACUGAAAGAAUGCUCUGGUUUUAUUCCUUCCUCAUGACAAUUAUAUAAGAAACUGAAGGGUUUGUUGAUUUAUUCAGUGUGGCCCAGAGAGCCAGGACUCUGAUCCACUAAAAGUGAACAGAAAAAGAAAACUGCUCCCUUGCGGUACAUGUUAUUUUGAAUAAAAAUCACAAUUCCAGAA
Messenger RNA from Poecilia latipinna (sailfin molly), 1016 nucleotides. RefSeq lists its product as uncharacterized. Lineage: Eukaryota; Metazoa; Chordata; Actinopteri; Cyprinodontiformes; Poeciliidae. Bases 178 to 840 code for a protein of 220 amino acids. The record is from RefSeq and is a predicted model, not a curated record. The transcript is spliced from 6 exons.